AUGCGUAAAAAUGUUGAUAUUAGCUUUGAUUUAUUAUCAUUUUUGAAACCAUUCUCACCUAAACUCUGGUUAUUAACCUUAGGUACUACUAUGUGUGCUGGUAUUUUGUUUUGUCUAGCCGAGAGAGAAGAUAAUGAAGAAUUUAAAGGUAGAUCAAUAAUUUCUUUAUUUGCAAUGAGAAUAUGGUAUUGUUUUGGUAACCUUGUGGGAUAUGGUGCGGGUUUUAAUGCCAGUAUAGCUGCAGGACGUUUAAUAACUGUUGGUUUAUAUAUUUUAAGUUUAGUCUUAGUAGCAUCGUAUACGGCAAAUUUAGCUCUCGAUCUAACAAUUUCAAAAUCAAAGGGAAUUAUUUCGGGUCUUGAUGAUAUUAAAAGUGGUAAGAUACCAUCUAAUCGUAUUGGUAUUUGUAUACGUGGAGCUAGUGAAGCUUUUUAUUUAAGAGAAAACUCUGAAGGUCGUCGAAAUUACAUUCCACUAAAAGAUAAACAAGAAACAUAUGAUUUUGACGAAGGUUUUGAUAAAGGUAUAAUGAGCAUCGUUAUGUCUAAACAAUGGUCACAUAAACAAGAAUUAGGUAUUCAUAUAUUAUCAUUAAGAAAAUCAGGUGAUCUUAAUAAAUUAAAAGUCAGAUGA
Molecule: messenger RNA, 633 nt
Organism: Rotaria sp. Silwood2
Lineage: Eukaryota; Metazoa; Rotifera; Eurotatoria; Philodinida; Philodinidae
Source: the annotation of a GenBank genome assembly